Spirometra erinaceieuropaei is the source of this 579-nucleotide messenger RNA. Lineage: Eukaryota; Metazoa; Platyhelminthes; Cestoda; Diphyllobothriidea; Diphyllobothriidae. The record is from the annotation of a GenBank genome assembly.
AUGAUCUUUGCCGCUCUCCAGCUACAGGAGAAGUCCCAUGAGAUGCAAACCCACCUCCACACUAACUUCUUGGCCCUAGCGAAAGCCUUUGAUCGGGUGAACAGACAAGGACUGUGGAAAAUCAUGCAGAAAUUUGACUGCCCUGAGCGCUUCACGAGCAUGGUAUGUCAGCUCCACGACGGUAUGAUAGCGUACGUCACGGACAACGGCGCAGUCUCCGAGGCAUUCGCAGUGACCAAUGCAGUGAAGCAGGACUCCGUCCUCGCGCCCACCCUCUUCAGCUUCAAGCUCUCUGCUCUGCUGGUGGACGCCUACUGUGAUGAGCGUCCUGGAAUACGCAUUGCGCAUAGAAUUGACGGGCGGCACCUCAACAGCAAGCACAAGCAGGCCCAGCGCGGCCAGCUGCGACCACGGCGCACGACCUGCUCUCCGCCGACGACUGCGCACUUCACACCACGACCGAAGAAGACAUGCGACGGAACAUGGAUCUCUUCGCCUCCGGCUGUUCUCAUUUCGGAUUGGCCAUCAAUACGGGCAAAACGGUGGUCAUGCAUCAACCGCCACCGGACGCUGAAUUAA